Gymnodraco acuticeps is the source of this 833-nucleotide messenger RNA. Its product is annotated as homeobox expressed in ES cells 1-like. Gene Ontology annotation, cellular component: nucleus. The record is from RefSeq and is a predicted model, not a curated record. Bases 124 to 636 code for a protein of 170 amino acids. The transcript is spliced from 4 exons. Gene Ontology annotation, molecular function: DNA-binding transcription repressor activity, RNA polymerase II-specific; RNA polymerase II cis-regulatory region sequence-specific DNA binding. Gene Ontology annotation, biological process: pituitary gland development; regulation of transcription by RNA polymerase II; forebrain development. Lineage: Eukaryota; Metazoa; Chordata; Actinopteri; Perciformes; Bathydraconidae.
ACUGCAGACCCUCACUCUCAGCUGCUUUCAGACCUCAGACCUUAUCCUCCCUGGUGAAGGAGAGUCGGUUUAUGGAACUACUUUUCUGUGUUUGGCUGCAGGAGUUUUGGUAGAUUAAUAACUAUGGCAUCUUGUGUGAAAACUGAAAGGCCGGCGUUCUUUAUCAAGAAGAUUCUGGAGCUGGAAACACCUGAAAAGUUCUGGAAACUUCACCGACCCUGGGCAGAGAUUGGAGCAGAGAAGGAGAACGUAGGACACACAAUUCCCUCUAAACAAAUAUAUCCUCCUCAUCCUCAUCAUCCUCAGCAGAUGAGGCCGACGUGCAGCUGGUACAUCGGACGCAGACCGCGCACCGCCUUCACCAACUGCCAGGUGAAUGUGCUGGAGACAGUGUUUCAGGUGAACUGCUAUCCAGGUAUCCAGCUGAGGGAGCAGCUGGCUGUCAGACUGGAGCUGGAAGAAGACAGAAUACAGAUCUGGUUCCAGAACCGGAGGGCCAAACUGAGGCGGGCCCUGAGAGAGAGCCAGCUGCAGCUGGUUCAGACGGCCGUGGGUGACCUUGGGGUCAGACGGGAGGUCAAAGGUCACCUGGAUCUCGCUCAGAGGCUCGAGAAGGAAGAAGAGAAGGGAGGAUGACGUCUGGAUUCACUUUUAUUCAUCAGUUUGUGUCUCACUGUCAUGAAAAACUCUUGUUGACACAUUUAAAAUCUCCGUUAACUUACAUAUCCUUCAAAGGAUUUUAGUGUUUACACCCUGCUCUUGAUGAGUUAGUAAUGUCUCAAUAUGUGAAUAUAUUUCUGUUAAUAAUAAUAAAUUAAAGUAUUUAGAUUGUG